UGAAGUACUUAUUCUUGAUAAGGAUAUAGGGAGAAGUCCUGAACGCAAACAUUUCAGUCUCUCUGAUCCUGGCAAAACCGUCUGUGCAACUAGAAAACAUGCAGAAGACUGGAGUAACUUCCCUCUGGGUCCUUCUAUUCGCAGCCACCGCAAGCGGAAUGGCGAGUAACUUCAAACACUUCAAAUGUCCUGAACCGGAUGGAGUUUUUUCUGACCCUGAAUCAUGUGAUCACUUCUACUAUUGCUUUGGCGGAAUAUCUACCUACAAAGAAUGCGCUGAUGGUUUUUGGUUCAACAACAAAAUCAAUCGAUGUGACGUCCCCGGCGACUUUUGCACGGCUCUUAAGAAGCACCCCGAAAUGAAACAGGAAACUGAUUGGACAGAAACUGACUCAAUAACCGAACAAACCACAGUACCCGAAGAAACCACAGUACCCGAAGAAACCACAGUAUCCGAAGAUACCACGACUGGAUCCACGGCGCCGACUCCUGCCGAUUGGUUCCAAUGCCUUCAAGAUGGAUUUUACCCAAAUCCCUACGACUGUCAUAGCUACAUCUUGUGCUCCGGGGGAAACGCCUGGGUGCAAUACUGUCCAGCCAAUCUCGUCUGGGAUCCGAACGAGCAACUUUGUCUGCCAGAAGAUGAGGAUACUCCCUGUAUAGAAAGCACAGCGAGUCCGACAAUUGGACCCACGGAGGAGCCACCUACUCCCGAUCCAAACUUUCAAUGUCCAGAUGAUGGACUAUUUCCAUACCCACAAGAUUGCCAUUUUUACUACCAGUGCUCGAAUGGCUUCUCUUCCUUGAAAUGGUGCGGCGCUAACCUCGUAUUCGACCCAGUGGACAUGAUUUGCGAUUACUUGGAGAAUGUUGAUCCGGACACCUUGGAUUGCACUAUGUUCGUGGAGGAGGAAGAAACAGGCAAGGGCAAAAAGGACGCGAGACUAUCACUGAAAUUCGUACAGGAAAUCUUCCAAGAAAUGUAUGAGACGAAGCAGAGAGAAGCUCUGAGAUUGAACCAGCCUCUGAGUCAAAUCCACAUCCCUCACUUUGUUCAGUCGCAUUACCGAGCUUCGAAGAAAAUCCCGCCCAGCGUUUGGAGGGGGGCACGAAAUCCGAAGGCCUAACUUUGGAUUGUGUUUUUUUCUCAAUUAACUGGCCUGUAUUCAAUAUUAAAAAUAUAUGUUCUCGACGUUUCCUCUCUCUACUCGAGCAAGAAACCCACAGUGUGUCCAUUAUUCCAUCGGACAAUGAUAUAUAAUGAUAUUAGAGAUUAAUUUAAUACACUCUAGAGGAGUAU
Messenger RNA from Darwinula stevensoni, 1300 nucleotides. The record is from the annotation of a GenBank genome assembly. Lineage: Eukaryota; Metazoa; Arthropoda; Ostracoda; Podocopida; Darwinulidae.